Messenger RNA from Lytechinus pictus (painted urchin), 1594 nucleotides. Its product is annotated as nucleolar complex protein 3 homolog. The record is from RefSeq and is a predicted model, not a curated record. NCBI's taxonomy places the organism in Eukaryota, Metazoa, Echinodermata, Echinoidea, Temnopleuroida, Toxopneustidae. Gene Ontology annotation, biological process: DNA replication initiation. Gene Ontology annotation, molecular function: chromatin binding. The transcript has 5 exons. Gene Ontology annotation, cellular component: nucleolus. The coding region runs from base 1 to 771 and encodes 256 amino acids.
AUGUUCUUUGCAAGGAAUGACUUUUGUGUGGCUGAUAUAGUAAUCAACUAUCAGUCUAAACCAUCUGAAAUUCAGGAAGAGAGAGAGACAGAAAAAAGGAGUGAUGGAGAAGAAGAUGAUGAAGAUAUGAUAGAGGAAGAUAUGGAGGAGGAAGAUCUGGAAUACAUUCAAUCUUUAGGAGGAAAAUCAGCUUUUCUUUCAAAUAUAGAAGACAGCAUGCCAGAAUCUUCCAAGUCGCGCAAGGGAAAGAAACAGGAAAAAGAUAACAAGGUAGCUUCUUAUGAGGAGCAGCCCCGUAGCAUGAAGCGUAGAGAUGGUCAGCAAGCUACCAAUAUGAAACCACUUCUUCCUAUCAAACAUGCAGGAGGUCUAGAGUAUAGAUGGACAGAGGAAGAGAAGGAGGAAGAAGAAGAAGUAAUGGAAGACGGAGAUGCAGAGGAAGAGAUUGAGAUGGAACAGGAGAAUGAUACAAGCACGCUGCCUGCCAUCACUACAAUACAGCUCUUUGCAGAGCGACAGGAUAAAAUCAAUCAGAAGAAACAACGUAUUGCAACAUUGGCCAGUGCAAUUGUCGAGGACCCUGAAAAAAAUGUAACUAAACUGAAGGAUUUGAGGAUCCUUUUAGAAGAAAGGGAGCCCAGUAUUAUGGUGACGACUAGGAAGCUAGCCAUGGUGUCCCUUGGUGAGGUCUUUAAAGACAUUGCUCCAGGAUAUAGGAUCAGAGAAUGGGGAGAUAAGGCUAAAUCAUCACAACCUCAGGUAAUCACUUAACUAAGAUGGGAAAAAGACCACAACAUCAGGUAAUCAAUUAAGAUAAUGCUAAAUCAUCACAUCAGGUAAUCAACUAAGUUAGGAGAUAAGGCUGAAUCAUCACAACCUCAGGUAAUCACUUAAAUGAGAUGGGAAAAAAAUCAUCACAACCUCAGGUAAUCACUUAAUUAAGAUGGGAGAUAAGGUUAAAUCAUCAUAACCUCAGGGAAUCUCUUAACUAAGAUGGGGGGAAAAAUCAUCACAAUGUCACAAUAAUUAUUGCCCGCAAUAGAAUCAUUGGCCAAAGUCAUUAGAUGAGGGCAUUAGAAGAGCAAUAUAUUUUAUUUUCCCAGAAUGAAAAGCCUGUCAAUAUUGUAUCACUAUCCAAAUCAGACAUCUAGAGAAAAAAUUGUAAAAAAUUAGAUAUCUUACGCUUUAAGAAUGGGAAUCUAUUUUGUCAUGUUGAGCAGACUGGGCCUCUGAACUUUACCAUUGUGACUUGAUUGAAAUAAUAUGUCCCUGGCCUGGGGUCGCAGUAUCCAGCCUUGUCUCAUCUUGGUUAACAUUAUGAUGUACAUCGCUGCACGGUUCAGUAGGACGCGUAUUCGGACGUGGAUGUUAGCUCUGCCUUAUUGCCCGCUACAUGUCCAUGCAUUUUCUCAUUGGCUUUCCUGAGCAGGCAAUAAUUUGGGUCCUUGGAUAAACAAUUGAAAAAUUAUUGACCUACCAUUUGAUCACAGUCAUAAGCAGGUAAUUAUACUGCAUAAUGAAGUUAUUUACUACGAUGAUAGUGGAGGCAACACUUAUAAUGGUGGUAGUGAUGUGACCUUUAUUCUAAAAACGU